Messenger RNA from Pristis pectinata (smalltooth sawfish), 1938 nucleotides. Its product is annotated as heparan sulfate glucosamine 3-O-sulfotransferase 1-like. Bases 258 to 1190 code for a protein of 310 amino acids. Lineage: Eukaryota; Metazoa; Chordata; Chondrichthyes; Rhinopristiformes; Pristidae. Gene Ontology annotation, molecular function: [heparan sulfate]-glucosamine 3-sulfotransferase activity. The transcript is spliced from 3 exons. The record is from RefSeq and is a predicted model, not a curated record.
GCGGCCUCACGCUGCUGCCUCUCCGAGCUCGGACCCUCACUGCGUGUCUGUGGGUCCUGGGGCGUUCGUUCAAACUCCUGGUGAAAGCUUCCUCGCACCGGCUCCGAGAUCGGCCGGGCUCGGGGUCCCGACCACGGCACAGAUGGUGCUGUGGUCUGUUGUGUCACCAGAGAUUGCUGAUGUUUGUGGGCAGUAACAUCAUGGCGUUACGUGGUGCUGUACCCUGGUGAAGUGUUGCUGGUUGAAGGCUUGUCCUGAUGUCGUGGUUAAUGAUCGGAGUCCUGAUGCUUCUACUGGAAGUCCCCCUGUUCCUUUCCAACACCCAGUCGAAGGACUUGGCUCGCUGGCACCGGCCUCGGCGUGUGGAGACAGCAUCUCAGAGGAAGAACCUUCUGUCCUUCCUGGGCGCCAAUGCCACUCGCAAGGUUCCACAGGCAAUUAUCAUCGGAGUUCGGAAAGGGGGAACUCGAGCUCUGUUGGAGAUGAUAAACCUGCACCCUGACGUUGUGGUGGCCAGGGCAGAGGUCCACUUCUUUGACUGGGAUGAGAAUUACCAGAAGGGCUUCGACUGGUACCGAGAGCAGAUGCCAGUGUCUCUGCCCCACCAACUUACAGUGGAGAAAACCCCCGGUUACUUCACCGCGUGGAAGGCUGCUGAGAGAAUCCAUGACAUGAGCAACUUGACCAGGCUGCUACUCAUCGUUCGAGAUCCUGCAGAACGCGUCAUUUCUGACUACACCCAAGUGUUGUACAAUAGAAAGGAACGUCGCAAGUGGUACCAGCCUGUUGAAGAAAUUCUAGUGCAGAAUGGGAAACUAAACGCCAAGUACAAGGCCGUCCAGCGCAGCCUGUACGAUGUCCACAUGGCAAGCUGGCUGAGACUAUUCCCAUUGCACCAAAUCCACCUCGUGGACGGAGAUGUUUUGAUCAAGGAUCCACUGUCACAGCUGCAGGAAGUGGAGAGGUUUCUCCAGCUUCCCCCUCGAAUCAAAGCCUCCAACUUCUAUUUCAACCAGACCAAAGGUUUCUACUGUAUGCACACUGCAGGACGCGAGAGGUGCCUGGAUCAGUCCAAAGGGCGGCCCCACCCUCUGGUGAAUCGAACUGUGCUGUGGCAACUCUGCCAUUACUUUGGAGAACACAACAAGAACUUCUUCAGAAUGGUGGGGAGGACAUUUAACUGGUGCUGAAGAAUCCCAGAGGAAUUUAUUUCAAAUCCAGCGUCAGUACCACUGCACUGUUAUUACACUUACUAACUAUGCCUGAUAAACGAUUAGGGGCAGCACGGUGGCAUAGCGGUUAGCACAACGCUAUUACAGCACCAGUGACCUGGGUUCAAUUCCCGCUGCUGUCUGUAAGGAGUUUGUACGUUCUCCCCGUGUGUCUACGUGGGUUUCCUCUGGGUGCUCCGGUUUCCUCCCACAUUCCAAAGACGUACACAUUAGGAGCCGUGGGCAUGCUAUGUUGGCGGCGGAAGCGUGGCGACACUUGCGGGCUGCCCCCAGCACAUUCUUAGCAACGCAAAAAGACGCAUUUCACUGUGUGUUUCGAUGUACAUGUGACUAAUAAAUAAAUAUCUUAAAUGGGGCACAACACAGACCCUGGCAGACCACAAAGCAUCUCCUCUCAACAUCAGACCCUAGGCGGGAUGUUGGGCACUAUUUAUUACAUACUUUUAUCAGGGAAACCCUGAGUCUGAUCUUUACAAACUUUUCUAAGAAGACUAUUCGCAAAUUUUGUAGAAUAUAAGUGGUAAAACACUUCCAAUGAAUGAAGAAUGAAAGGCAAUUUCAUUAACAGAAAUAAAACCAUUACUUAGUAAAACGUAAUGAUCCAAUCAUCUUGAAACUUUCUGAAUACUUCAGUUGUUAUUUUGAUUGCUGUGUAGUUGCUGGUAUCUUAGCUGCAGGCUGUUCACGUUGUAAUUACAUUGGGACA